Messenger RNA from Acipenser ruthenus (sterlet), 1167 nucleotides. Its product is annotated as lysM and putative peptidoglycan-binding domain-containing protein 1-like. NCBI's taxonomy places the organism in Eukaryota, Metazoa, Chordata, Actinopteri, Acipenseriformes, Acipenseridae. The transcript is spliced from 3 exons. The record is from RefSeq and is a predicted model, not a curated record. The coding region runs from base 16 to 699 and encodes 227 amino acids.
AACUUAAAAAAAAACAUGUCUUUGGGCCGGCCUCCUUCCUCGUCCUCCUCCUCCUCCUCCUCCUCCUCCUCCUCCUCCUCCUCCUCCUCUUUGGGCGGCGAGGGUCUGCUGUCCGGCAGCCGGACCCGCUCCUAUGGCAGCCUGGUCCACUCUCCGGUUCGGGAGAGGCAGCUGGAGCAUCUAGUUCAGCCGGGGGAGACGCUUCAAGGACUGGCUUUGAAGUACGGCGUGACGAUGGAGCACAUCAAACGAGCAAACCGACUGUACACCAAUGACUCGAUCUUCCUGAAGAAAUCCCUCUACAUCCCGGUCUUGACCAAUCCGGAGGCUCCCUCGAGCAGCCAGUCAGAGGCCGGGAAAGAGGAGGGGGCGGGGCCGCCGCAGGGAGAGAACGGCUCGUCGGCCAAUGGGGCGGGAGGAGGCGGGGCCGGCGACUUGUCUGCCGCGGACUUCCUGAAGAGAUUGGACGGCCUGAUCAGCCAAUCAAAAGAGGCGGCCAUUAAAAAGAUCCAGGAGGGAGGAGAGAAGGGAUUACUGGAAGGCGACGCCCCUUUUCGCGCGUCGGCCUAUCACAGCUCUCGAGGGCAGAGCUCCUCCCCCCGGACGCAGCAGCGCGCCCUAUUGGGUCCCGUUCCGCUGACAAAGACCCGGCUCACUAAGUCUCUGCGGGACCACGAGGACGAAAUCUUCAAACUUUGAUACUGUCAUGUCCGUCCUGUCCCCUAUAGAAUGAACUACGGUUCCCAGCAUGCCUGUGCGCCUGCAGCAACGGCGAGGGAUGCUGGGAGCUGUAGUUCUUUAUGCCGCGGUCUCGUACCACAAGCGAUGCAACAGUUAAGCGUCCCCUUAUGGAAUUCAUGUAGCUCCAUAGAGUCGAAUGAAACCUGCUGAAUAAUGUCACGCUAACAUUUUAAAUUCCAUGCAUUUCGAAAUCUAACAUGAAAUACUGUCUAUUAGGGCUCACUUAUAAAGUGACCAGGCAGAGUACAGUGUUGUUAGUGUAGCUCCAUUCUUCCCUAGAGGCAAAUACACGUGCUGCACGACUACUGUAUAAAAACAGUCCAUUCAUAAUUGUGUCAUUUGAUUUUAGAGUUGUUUAUUAACACGGCUGUGUUUUUCUUACACUGUGCGUAAUGCAAUUUUUUUUACACCUCUUGUUUAAAAUAA